GAGAGCUCAUCCGCUGCGGCUGAUGCUUUAUAAUGAAGCUGCAGCAUCGCUCUGUAUUUGUCUCUCAGGGAUCGCAGUUAUUUGUUGACAUGGCAGUGAAGUGCAUUCUGGGCCUUGUGGUCCUGGUGGCUGUCUCAGCUUGGGCUGAGGAGGAGGCUUUGACCACCUCAGAGCGGAUCGAGAGAGCCAACAGGGAUGUUGUGCGUUCUCCUGAUGAGCCGUAUGUGGAGGACGAUAUUGCCUAUGACUCUGAGGCCGAGAAGAACGCUGACCCCUGCGUGUCUUACGGCUGCAUGUGGCCCAAGUCUGCUGAUGGGAAGGUCUACGUGGCCUACACCAUUUCCAGCGAGUUCUCCCCUCGAGAGGUGUCCAUCAUCGAGCGUGGUCUUCAGUCCUUCCACGGCUUCUCUUGUCUCCGCUUUGUCAAACGCACCAACCACAGAGACUACCUGAACAUCCAGUCCCUUAACGGGUGCUACUCCUACAUCGGACGCCGUGGCAACGGGCAGAAUCUGUCUCUGCAGCGUUCAGGCUGCGUUUACUAUGACACCGUCCAGCACGAGGUGCUCCACGCGCUGGGCUUCCACCAUGAGCAGAAACGCUCUGACCGUGACCAGUACAUCCGCGUCGUGCUGGAGAACGUCAUCCCUGGAAAGGAGCACAACUUUGACAAAGUCAACACCCUGAACCAGGGAACCACCUACGACUACGGCUCUGUUAUGCAUUACAGCAAGUACGCUUUCUCUAAGAACAACCAGCCCACCUUGGUGGCCAUCCCUGACGCCAACGUUCAGUUUGGCACGGCCACAGAGAUGAGCCAGAAGGACAUCAUCAGGCUCAACAGGCUUUACAACUGCUGAACAGUCUGCAGGUGGAUGAUGCAGAAAUACUUCAGGAAGAGAAUCAUCAUCAUCAUCAUCAUCAUCAUCAUCAUCAUCAUCAAUCAGUGUCUUCAUUUAUUUCAAUCACUGGCUCAACUAUAAAUUCUGUCUGCUUUAAUCAACAUCAAUAAAUCAGCAUUUAAACACA
Messenger RNA from Epinephelus moara (kelp grouper), 1029 nucleotides. RefSeq names its product hatching enzyme 1.2-like. Gene Ontology annotation, biological process: proteolysis. Bases 33 to 860 code for a protein of 275 amino acids. Gene Ontology annotation, molecular function: metalloendopeptidase activity; zinc ion binding. The transcript is spliced from 9 exons. The record is from RefSeq and is a predicted model, not a curated record. Lineage: Eukaryota; Metazoa; Chordata; Actinopteri; Perciformes; Serranidae.